Molecule: messenger RNA, 1029 nt
Organism: Hypanus sabinus (Atlantic stingray)
Lineage: Eukaryota; Metazoa; Chordata; Chondrichthyes; Myliobatiformes; Dasyatidae
Product: probable G-protein coupled receptor 139
Exons: 3
Coding region: 1-1029 (342 amino acids)
Biological process (GO): G protein-coupled receptor signaling pathway
Cellular component (GO): membrane
Molecular function (GO): G protein-coupled receptor activity
Source: RefSeq, a predicted model, not a curated record
AUGGAGCGAGCAGAGGCAAUAUGUUAUCCUGUUAUUGCAGCCAUCGGCAUCCCAGUUAACCUGGUGGCGAUCGUGAUACUCAGCCGAGGAAAGUGUGGCCUCUCCAGGGGAAUCACUCAGUAUCUGGUGGCGAUGGCAGUGGCUGAUCUAAUGGUCGUGAUCACCGAAGUCCUGUUCUUCCAGAUAGUUGACGCCUAUCAUCUACACUGGCUUUGGCUUUCCCAUCCGUUCUGUUUAGUCCACUUCGUCCUGUGUUACAUGGCUAUUGAUUGUUCCGUGUGGCUAACGGUGGCGUUCACUUUCGAUCGCUUUGUGGCUAUUUGCUGGCCGAGUAUUCAAUCUAAAUAUUGCAACCCGAAAAUUGCAGGAUUGGUGGCCGGCACAAUAUGUGUGGCUUUCUGUAUAAUGAAUGUCCCAUAUUACUUCGUGCAUGAAGUAAAAGUCAUUACUCUUCUAGGAGAUAAAUGGUCGGUGUGCAGUUUCAAGGGUGGCUUUCAGAUACACGCAGAGUAUGAGUGGUUUUUCUGGGUAGACCGUCUGUUGAAUCCAUUGCUCCCUUUCUUCCUCAUUUUGUUCCUCAACAUACUGACAGUCCGGCAGAUCCUGGCGUCGAGCCGAAUCCGCCAGGGGCUCAAGGGACAUAGAAAUAGCGAGAAGCAGCACGAUCCGGAGAUUAAGAGCCGGAGACAGUCCAUCGUUCUGCUCUUCUCGCUGUCGGCGAGUUUCCUCAUCUGCUGGGGGACAACCACGUUGGUCUUCAUUUUGCUGCGGUGCCUCUACACGGACCUGGAAACGUCCAUCCGACUGUGGAAGGCGCAGCAAGCGGGGACACUGAUUCAGCUUUUCAGCUGCUGCACAAACACUUUCAUUUACGGGGUGACGCAGACCAAAUUCAGGGAGCAGCUGAAGACCGCAGCGCUGUGGCCCAUUAACAUCCUUGUUAGAAUGGUAAAAAUCUUCGAGUCUCGUCAACUGCUCAUGAUGCGAAGGUUUACAAGUUCCUCAGAUCCCGAGUGCGAUAUCGCCUGA